CUCUAAGCUGCGGAUCUGAAGAGGCGAGCGGCUGGGGCUGCACUGUUCCGUACGGUUGCGAGAGCAUCUCUAGCCUACCGCUCAGCUACAGCGACUGAGCCUGCACAGCGCCCGGAUCCGGCCGAGAUUUGGGACUUGACUGGCGCAACCGAAGGCAUUCCCACUAGAGGAGCCUAUAAUUCCCUCGCCGGGUGUAACUGAACGCCUCAUCUGGAUAAAACCGUCCUCGUACGCAAAGGAAAACAAUAAAAUCAAAUACGUAAAGAGUCUAACGUCAGCACAUUUGGCUGAAGGAAGCAAGACGAAAAUGAUUCUCAAGCAACAUUUUCUCUUUGCCCUUUAUAGCGUCUGCGGGAUCAUUCUCAAAGUGGCUGCAGUGAAAAGUAGAGCUCGAGGUAGCCAGGGUCAGUUCCCGAUCGCUCAGAACGUGACCGUGGCAGAGGGAUCCGUGGCCAACAUGACCUGUCGCGUGGAGCACAAUGACAACACCUCCCUCCAGUGGUCCAACCCGGCACAGCAGACGCUGUUCUUCGGGGACAAGAAAGCUCUGCGGGACAACCGGAUCGAGCUGGUCCGAGCCUCGUGGCAGGAGCUGACCAUCAGCAUCGGCGAGGUCUCCCUGUCGGACGAGGGACAGUACACCUGCUCCCUCUUCACCAUGCCCGUCAAAACCGCCAAGGCCUUCCUCACCGUGCUGGGAGUCCCAGAGAAGCCUGAGAUUGCGGGGAUUACGAAGCCGGCGAAGGAAGGGGAGGAGAUCACGCUGACCUGCGUGACCUCUGGGAGCAAGCCUGCCGCUGACAUCCGAUGGUUCAGGAACGAGAAGGAGGUGCAAGGUGCGAAGGAGGUGAAUGCCAGCGGGAAGACGUUCACUGUGCGGAGCGUGCUGCAGCUGAAGGUGGACCGCAAUGAUGAUGGCGUGGCGUACACCUGCCGAGUCGAUCACGUCUCGCUCACGCCCUCCUCCCACCAGGUCACUGAAGUCCUGGAGGUCCACUACGCUCCCCGUGUCGAGAUCACACCCUCUCUGACGUUCCCACAAGAGGGGCAGUACUUGAAAUUGGAGUGUGUGUCCAAAGGGAACCCGUCACCCAAGCCAGUGCUAUGGACCAAAGACGGAGGGGAGCUGCCCGAUAUGGACCGGAUGAUCGUGGAGGGUCAGGAGCUGACCAUCAUGGCCCUGAACAAGACCGACAAUGGCACGUACCGCUGCGAGGCCAGCAACGACCUGGGGACCAACAUGGCCGAAUAUGUGCUGUUCGUAUACGAUGUUCCCACCCCAGUCCCUCCAUCCUCAGCACCCACCUCUCCACGCACCCCUGCAGACAUGACCGCUCUCUCACCCCCCCACGUCUCCCAGCCAACCGGCACAGGCGUUCUGCAAGAUCCCAAUGCUCUGACACAGGCAGGACCUGAUCACGCAGUAAUCGGAGGAGUAGUCGCCGUUGUCGUCUUCAUCACCCUGUGUUUGAUCAUCGUGCUGGGACGGUACCUGGCGAGGCAUAAAGGGACGUACUUAACGCACGAGGCCAAAGGAGCGGAGGAUGCCCCGGAUGCAGACACGGCCAUCAUCAACGCCGAGGGGAACCAGGCACACGCGGAGGAGAAGAAGGAGUACUUCAUCUAGACCUCGCCCCUGGCCUGUCUCACCGAGGUUCCGCCCAGAAACUGGCCGCCGGAGGAAGAGCAUUCUUAUUUAAGCCCACCCAGCGCUGGCCUGGCCCACAAUCCUCUCUGCUCCUCUCCCACAAUCCUCUCUGCUCCUCUCCCAGACGUCCUUUUUCAUUUCCUCUCGAGAAAAAAUUCGCUUUUGUUUUUAUCGAAAAACCAAUUUAUACAGCCGACUAGCAACUGAAGAUGUCGCCUUUUUUCUAUUCAUAUUGUCCAGUGGAGGAGGACUUCUAGAACCAUCUAACCCAUACUCCCGUAACCCUUUCUUUAGAAAUGCAGUCACAGUGCCUAAAUAUACAGACAUCCAUAUAGUUUAUUAUUAUUAUUAUUAUUAUUAUUAUUAUUAUUAUUAUUAUUAUUAUUAUUAUCACUCUUCUGAGAAACAUUGACACUCUUCUUGUUUAAAAAGCCAUGCCAAUAUCUUGCAACGAUCUAUAUUUAGAUUAAUUGUUAAAUAAUGUAUUGUGUGAAGUGUAUUUUGAUGUAAAGUUGAUGAGUUUAAAAUGUGUAUGGGAAUCGAUGUGUAUAAAAGCUAAGUGACUGGGACUCAGGCCAGUGAAGUCUUAUGGAAGCUGAUGUAUGAUGUGUUAGUGUUCCUGAGAUGCCACUAAUGACAACUCAUGGAUGAAUGAGAAGAUAUCUUUUUUUGACAUUUUUGUAACAUCAACUAGCUCUAUUAGUUGACCUAUUUAUUUUAAGUUUUCAUUCCUUGCUCGUUCAGUCUGUAUAUUCUUGCACUGUUUGGCUUAGACUUUUUUUUCUCAAGUUUGAUAUGAAAAAUAAAAAUUAAAGCACAAAAUUCAAUGUAAAAUCAAUAUUACUUUCAUAACCAAUGGGCUGUCUCAGGAUUCAAAGUGAGUCUAAUUUAUUACUGUAUUAAAAGGGAAUUGGCUCUCCCUGACUCAAUCCAGUGAAUUACAGUUAUAUAAAAUUGGGUUCAACAAUUAAUUCAGUGCUUAUAUGAAACAUCAGAAAACCUUUCGAAAUUUUAGAAAAGAUAAAUAUAUAUUUUUCCUUUUUAUGAUAAUCAGGCCCCUGUCGAUGCAGCUGUAUAUGAUGUGUGCUAAACGUGGUUACUCGUGAAAGUUGUUGUCAGACUUUGGGAACCCUUGGACAUUAAAAUUUGUAUAUUAGCCAGUUUAUCCAUCAGAAAUAUUCAAUAAAUCUUUUCCAUUUUUUGUCAUUUGCCAUCAUUCAUAUUUAAAAAAAGAAUGUGAUAAGGACAUUUUUCGCACAAGGCAUGUAUAUAUUGUGUAAGUACUAAAUUUAUUAAUACAUAUUUGUUGAUUUACUUAUUUUUUAAUUUUAUUUGAUUUUUUAAUAUUGCAAUUGCUUUGCAAGUGUCUGUCUGUCUCUCCUUGGAGGUUAGGGAGAAUAUUUAUACCAUUUGGUAUGAGAAUAGAUCUGCAAAGCUGUACAUGUGACAAAGACAAGUUGUUAUUAGUAUUACUUUUUAUUUUUUAUUUCAAAAUGACCACUUUCAUUUGCUUUCAAUACCAAUUCUUAUAUAAAAUGACUUGAUUUAGCUGUGUUUUUCAAAUAUCAGUCGUUUAUGGUCACAUAUACAGUGAACAAUUGAUGCUCAUUUGUCAUAAUAAAACAUUAUUAUUAAGCUUUAAAAUAGAAACAAAGCAAUUUGUUUCAUCUGAUCCUUUUAUUAUUUCACAAACAGAGUCAUUUAAUUGUGAAUUGUGUUUUUUUUUUUUUUUGUACUACUGUAUUUAUAGACAUAAUAUUCUCCAGUGUUCCAAGGCAUUGAAGAGUGUCAGAAAACAUCAUUUGAAUCAUAAAUAAAUUCACCUGUAAUAAUCUGGGUGAGAAACUCGCAGUAGGCACACAGCCAGGCUGUUAAAAGGGUCCAAAGGCACCGCAGAACAUGAGUGCAUCCCUCUGUUUCCAAAAGACCAAUUAACAUGAAGAUACACCUGUAAAAAUCUGAAAGAUUAUCUGUGUCAACAAAGUCAGAAAGUUCAUCAUGGGCAACUUAUUCAAUUUUCUUAACCUUUAUUUACAUGAUGUGCUAACGUUAUGUCCAUGUGUUGUGUGAAAUUAAUUUACAAAUACAGGUUAAACGCUUGAAAAUAUUCUUUUUUUAUGCUCAUUAAUAAUGACAUCGGGAAUACAUUUUAAAAUGUCUAGUUUAUCUCCCCUAUUCCUGAACUCUGGAACACUGGUCGAGUACCUGCUUCUUCUACUUAUAGCCUAAGAUGUGAUAGGAAAGAUUAAAUUAUAAAAUGUUAGGUUUGUUUUUUUCGGUAAAGAUGAAUAAAAAUGACAAUAUCUCUGCUUUGUAAUUUAGCUUGGAAUUGUACUCCUCAGUAUUAAUCGAAAAGUUUCAAUAUUACAGUCACCACGAUUGCCUUUAUGUUUGCAACAAACAAUGUUGGUGGUACUUUAAGCAGGAAUAUGGAGAGUCCCCAUGGCUGUGUUCAUGCAGUCAUUGCAUCUGGGUCAAAUACGUACAGUAAUUGUUUUCGAUUAAAUUACUUUUCUGCACUCAAUUGAUUUUGUCUGGUGUAUUGGAAUUCCUGAAAUACUCAAAAAGUGCAAACCCCACCUUCUGGUCCUCUUGGUUGGCUCGGUUGCACCAGGCAAGAUCAAUCGGGCACAGAAAAGUAUUUGAAUCCAGCACAAUUAUGUACUUGACCCAGGUCUGACAGUCAUUGCAUGAAUUUUCACUUUUCUACUGGUUUUUUGUUUCAAUUUGCAACUUAUACCUUACAUUGAUUUUCUGGCUUUUUUAAAUAUAAUUUUAAUAUGUCUGUUUUUGCGCUUAUCUUUCUUUUUUCUUUUUUUUUGGUAAGUGUAAAGUAUUUGUUUUAAAUUGUCUAUUUUGAAAGGGUUGAAAACACCACUGUAAAAAGGAAAGGAUGGAGGUGUGUGGAGUAAAAUGAACACAAAAGGCA
Conger conger (European conger) is the source of this 4577-nucleotide messenger RNA. Its product is annotated as cell adhesion molecule 2-like. The coding region runs from base 308 to 1627 and encodes 439 amino acids. NCBI's taxonomy places the organism in Eukaryota, Metazoa, Chordata, Actinopteri, Anguilliformes, Congridae. The transcript has 11 exons. The record is from RefSeq and is a predicted model, not a curated record.